AUGGUGAUGCACUUGGCGAUAGCCCUACGGCCUGGGGCUGCCCGCUGCGUCCCAAACGUCCUGCGCGCAUGGCCUAGAAGAGCUCCCUCUUCAAUCCAGUCCCUGUUACCGCCAAGAACUUGGCGGGCACAUCUUUCAACUACUACCCAACGACACGAAGCUCAGCAGAAUCACACCCGCAAAGCAUCCGUCGAGAGAGACGACGCACAGAGAAAGGUAGACGACCGGCCAUGGCAAAGAGCAAGCAACUUGACGCGGGAAGAGGCCGAUACCGUCAAAUCCCAGCCUGGCGAUGACUACCAAGGAUGCGUAUUGACGACGCCGACCCGGCUCCUCAAGCUGAUCAUACCGAUGCCGUUUCACCCAGAACAGAAAACCAUCGAUCCCGAGAACGAGCUGAACAAAGACCAAUCCACGGGCACCGAGAAAGUCGAACCGCUUGCCCUUCUUGUGCACCCGCAGCAGCCUCUCUCCUACGUGGAAAGACUGAUUCAGGCCGAAAUCCCCCCCCUCAUCGCUGACGGGCGAGAGAAGCUGCCUGGGAUCGUAUUUCGAGCCGAGGCGGAACAGGAUAAGGACCACAAAAAGGCACCACGAAAUGGAGACAAUGUGGCUACUUACUCUGGCCUUGGUCACGAAGGUCCCAGAAACAAGGGUCACGUCAACUGGGUGCGGUGGAGUGGAAGCACCGAGGUGGGCGACUUUAUUCGAGACGCCGCCCGAGGCCGCGAGUUCGAGAUCGAGAUUGAAGGGUGUCCCCAGGAGCUCAGGAUCCGCGUGCCCAGCUUCAAUGAUCGGACAUACUAUAUGCGGGUGAAUCUGAGGAGGAUGUCACGCCGGGUCGACCGCAUGGCUAAGAUCAAGAACGAGUGUGAUCAGAUAGCACACAGAGGUGCUCAUCGACUUGCCCAGGGAGGGUUUGCAGCCUUGGUAGGCUGGUGGGGAGUGGUUUACUAUGUUACCUUUCACACUGAGAUGGGCUGGGACCUGGUUGAGCCCGUCACGUACCUGGCGGGCUUGACUACCAUCAUGGGUGGAUAUCUCUGGUUUCUUUUCAUAAGCCGAGACCUUAGCUACAAAGCUGCCAUGAAUAUCACGGUGUCCAGGAGGCAGCAUGCUCUGUAUCAAGAGAAAGGAUUUGAUCAAGGGACCUGGGACCAACUGAUACAGGAGGUCAAUCUGCUUCGCAGGGAAGUCAGGAUCGUUGCGAGCGAGUAUGGAGUGGAGUGGGACGAGACUAAAGACCUGGGUGGCGAGGAGGUGAAGGAGGUCUUGGAGCAAGAGAAAAACAAGAAUAAGCGAAGGGACGACGAGGACGACGAGGACGACGAGGGCGGACAUAACGAGAAAGGUGACAAUACCUCGGAGCAAGAAAGGGCGCCCGAAACGAAGAAGCCCGGGAAUUGA
Messenger RNA from Clonostachys solani, 1407 nucleotides. The record is from the annotation of a GenBank genome assembly. NCBI's taxonomy places the organism in Eukaryota, Fungi, Ascomycota, Sordariomycetes, Hypocreales, Bionectriaceae.